GAUUCUGAAAGCUGAAAUGUAGGUAAGAAGUAGACAUUCAUUCAACACACUUCUCCUACUUCCCAUCAUCUACAUUCUCUCAACUCUAUAAAUUACAACACCAUUGAAUCCAAACAUCAUCAAACAAACAACUUCAACACAAAAAGUUCAAAACACACAGAAUACUAAUUCAGCUACAAUGACAAACUCAAGAGUUUACCUCUGCCUAAUCUUUCUCUCAUUGGUUACUACUCCACCUGUGCUCUGCUCUCGCAGUCCGAGACUCGCAGCACCAUCAGCUGCAAUAGGGAAGAAGCAUGGGAAAGCACAUGUUCAUUCUCCGGCAUUGCUUGUUUCUGGUUCCCCCAAGGUUGAUUCAUCAUCCUCCUCCAUGACCAAGAUUGAUGAGCCUGCAACAAACUCUGUUUCUGAUUCCCCCAAAGUUGAUUCAUCCUCAUCCUCCUCCAUGACCAAGAUUGAUGAGCCUGCAACAAACUCUGUUUCUGAUUCCCCCAGGGUUGAUUCAUCAUCAUCUUCCAUGAUGACCAAGAUUGAUGAGCCUGCAACAAACUCUGCGAUAGCCGGUUUCUUCAGGCAUAAGUUCCCAUUCCAAGGCUGGCCUUUCCACAAGUAUGCUCCUUUUCCAAUGGGUAAGCCUACAAAUCCCUCUGUUCCUGCAACAACACCGUCGUCUUCUGGAGCUGCUUCUGCUGAGGAAGAGGAAUCUGAGAAGGUGCCUUCUUCUCCAAACAAAGGAAACAACAGAGAUGGAGGCAACGCGUAAUGAAUGAAUAUUUAU
Camelina sativa (false flax) is the source of this 778-nucleotide messenger RNA. RefSeq lists its product as uncharacterized. NCBI's taxonomy places the organism in Eukaryota, Viridiplantae, Streptophyta, Magnoliopsida, Brassicales, Brassicaceae. The record is from RefSeq and is a predicted model, not a curated record.